Messenger RNA from Paraglomus brasilianum, 1518 nucleotides. The record is from the annotation of a GenBank genome assembly. NCBI's taxonomy places the organism in Eukaryota, Fungi, Glomeromycota, Glomeromycetes, Paraglomerales, Paraglomeraceae.
CUGAGCAGCGGUGUCGUCCGCGUACGUAACGUCGUCUCGCUCGUUGUCACCGAUCCUGUUCCGAGUCCCGUGUCUCGUGUCGUUAGUUCUUCAGCAUCGUCCACGGCUGGUCUCGCGCCAAUUUACGAGAAAGAAGUGACCUUUCUGAAAGAUAUGAUUAUCCAUCCGUUUAAACCGGUCAAAUUUUAUAAAAAAUUUCGAAUCGAAUGUGACACGAGAGAGAAUGCCGAGUCUCAUCUUCUAGGCGCUCUUUCACGCCUUUGUCAAAACGUUAAUAAACAAUACGCUGAUCCGGCAAAACGGCUAAUUGGAAGGUUUGACUCGAUAACAAAGUCCAAAGUUUGUGAAGAUUAUUGGAACGGGGUUGAGAUCAGACAGGUCACUCAACGAACAAAGAAAAGAGCCAUAAUACAUAAGGCUCACAUUGAAUACAACGUCUACGAGGAGCACGACAGUGUCAGCAACGCCAUAACUAAUCGUUUGGAAUCGGACAAAGCGAUAAUUUCCGACUACAAAGAAAGAGAAAAUCCCGGUAACGAUUUGAUUGCCCACAACACCGUCAAGGCAUCAGCCUCGCAGGACAAAAUCGAUUCAAGUAUCCGAAAGCCCACGCGGGAAGCGACAAAUGAGAACAUUGAUGACUUCAAUAAUCAUAGGAUAGUCAUUGAUGUGAUCGGGCCCGCGAUUGAAGACGAGAUAGAUGCCGACAAGCCGCAGAAGAUGACUGACAAAGAGAUGAAGGAGUUCGAAAGCACUUACCGUUCUAUGGCCCAAAAUGCCAAAUGGGUGUUGAGCACAGGAAAAGUCGUCGAAGAUGAGCUAUUCUUAUUCGGGAAAAGAUGUAGAUUUGAGCAGCUGGUCGAAUAUGAGGCAGGCUUGUUUACAGCAGAUCAUCUUGAGGACUGGUAUAAUAUCCAUCUAUGGCCAUUCAUUGACCGAUCAUUGGAUGAUUUUGACAGGGUGGCAGCAAUUCGAAAGAAGAUAGGCAGACGUGGGGAUUUAAUCAUUCGAAGAGGGGAGUGUGAGUUUGGUGCAGGUGAAAAUGGUUGCAAGUUUGAUGGAGAGAAUGGAAGCAAGCUGUUGAGAGAGCAUGGUUUGAAGUUGCCGAAAAUGUUGAAGGAUAUAUUCAUUGAGCUGAGUCAAGUAUGCCAGCAUGAAGAAGCAAAGACCAGAAAUUUACAGACGCUGGGAUUUGUACAUUCAGGUCUGUACAUGAUGCUCUUGCUGCUUGACCAGCCAGCAGGAUACAUUUGUAGGGUCACAAGAUCAAAAAUGGAGAAAGUGUCAGAGGAUGUCUCCCAGUUUCCUGAGACUUUGUCUGUUCUCACAUUGACACUCAAGGCCAAGAUGAUUAUUAAGGAGAUCAUCUGCCUCUUGGAAGGAAGAACACCAGAGACCAACAAUGAGUUUAUCAAACAUCUACAGCAAGCAGGAUGUGAUGAUGUCCUCAAUACUAAGUAUAGUAUCCCUCUGUGCAAUACAACUCCAGUUAAGAAACGUCAUUGUAAUAACAAAUGA